Messenger RNA from Lasiosphaeria miniovina, 1032 nucleotides. RefSeq lists its product as uncharacterized. The transcript is spliced from 2 exons. NCBI's taxonomy places the organism in Eukaryota, Fungi, Ascomycota, Sordariomycetes, Sordariales, Lasiosphaeriaceae. Bases 1 to 1032 code for a protein of 343 amino acids. The record is from RefSeq and is a predicted model, not a curated record.
AUGGCCGGAGAGACGACAUACAAGUUCGACCUCGCCGUCGUCGGCAUUGUAGCUGUCAUCACCACCGUGGUGCGCUACAAUGGGCGCAAAUACUUCGAGCGGACCAUGCCUGAAUGGUCCAAGCUCAGGGAGGACAUCAAAAGCCGGCUGGCCGUCGAGGUUGCCGUUAUCCCAUCGCGAAUUGUGCUCUUUUACCUGACUCUGCCAAUCAUGAUUGGAGGCUUCUCGCCCAUGGAGGAGUGGACGAGCCAGGAUACGGCGCGGUCUCUGCUCUCAUGUGCCAUCUUGACUGGCGCCUACAUUGUCGACUUGACCGUGACACGCAACGACAAGGGCGCAACGCUGCAUCACAUGAUGGGGCCGGCGCUGCUGCUCUGGAUCCGGACGAGCUUCUCGUCCUUUUCGCCGUCCGACGCGCUGCUGUGCCGGCUGCUGAUCCAGUUCGUCUUCUUCGGGGCCACCAUCUCGGGGGCGACGACGACGACUCUCGUGUUCCUGUACCAGUUCCGCAAGACGUGGUUCCGGUCGUCAGCAUCCAACGCGUACCUGUACUUCACGCUGUUGCUGCCCGUGCUGGCCGUGACCACCGUGGCCAGCACCUUUUACUGCAGCAUCUACCUCAACGUCUGGUACCCCGAGCUGCUGGCCUACUUUGGCGCCUGGGGCUACUUGCCGCUGGGCUGGGUGCUGCUCGAGUGCGGCAUGCAGUGGAAGUGGCUGAUGUGGUUCUACACCUUUGACGAGUGGUACCGUGCCACCACGGCCGACGAGACCGACGUGCCCAAGGAGGCCAAGGAGCGCAUCGCCGACAUCGCCGACGGCGCCUGGUGGCUGCCUCGCUGGCGCUUUGCUGCCAUCAAGGCCCUCGUGCUUGUGUGGCUCGUCACUGUCGCCGCGCUGGUCUGGCGCAAGGGCGACGUGCACUUCUUGGUGGGGAAGGCAGCUUCCCUGGCCUUGGAGGCGUGGGGCCGCGAUGGCGUCAAUCUUCGGGUUGCAAACGGCUCAGGAACUGAUGCGCACGUGGAGCUGUAA